CUAUCUACUAUUUUUUUCUCUCUUUCUCUUUUUUAUUGCAAAAUGGGUCUCGUUCAAAAAUAUAAAAAUAAAAUUUCUCAUUAAACGUAUGUGUAGAAAAAAAUUAGAAUGAAAAUUUGUGCUAUACAUUAAAAAGAAAGUAAAGUCUAAAUAAGAAGAAAGUGAUGAGAGAGGAAAGGUGUGGCGUGGGUAGAUAAAGAGUGUAUCUGGAUUCUGAUCUGAAUAUAUUGGCACGCAUAAAAGGGAACGAACGUAAUGGCUGCAGCAGCGUUGCUCGAACUUGAUCGAGUUCUCAAGUCCAAGAAGGAAAUGUUGACGCCUCGGGAAGCAAAUAUUCUUCUAUCGUGGAAAUCUAAAUCUCUGAUGGAUCUCGCUGCCGGUGCACUUGGUGGGACCGCAGCUGCAGGGGCUGCAACUUGGAAACUCAAUGGACUAUUUCGAAUAUGCCUUUCAGCAGGAUUUGGUACUUACUGUGGACCGUGGAUGUUUAAUAGAUCCUCGUAUUCUCAUGCAGAUCAGAUUCUUACAAUGGAUGGUAGUAUAUUACAGAAGGAGUUAGCGAAUAUAACGGUGACAAAAUACCAGAAUGAUCCUUUGCUAAUGCGGCUUAUAUCUAAGCAUUUGUACUUGGAGAGGAUUUUUGAUGAUUCAACCUCUAAUAAUCCUACAUUAAGAUGGAGAUACCGGAAUUUCUUUAGCGAUAAUGCAGUCAAUGGUCAUAGGACACAUGAUCGUGAAUCUAAUGAUAAAUCCCAAGGCAGGUCUGAAAAUGUCACCGACAGCAAAAGAACAAAUCUUAAGACCAAGCGUACUUUUAAAAACGCGAGUCCUGAUAUUAUGUCGGAGGGUGACCCUCUUGAUUGUCUUUUUGGUUAUGCUCCUCCGGUGGAAGAGAUCCAUCAUUCAAAUUUCCCAAAUAAACCAUCAGGAAUACAUAAUCGGGCUCGUAGAAAAUCUCACCGUAGGCGUCGGAUGCAUAAUCAUGAGGACCUUUCAAACUCUGAGUCUGCAGCAGCUGUUUGACUAUCAUUUAACAUUUGCAGACGUUGAUGUUAGGAUUAUGCAAAUUGUGGUUUUCUUAAUAACGUAGGAUUAUGUAAAUUGUGGUUUUUUUAAUAACGUUCUGAUCAAUUUCCUUCUUGUCAAACAACAUUUCAGAAAAGAACAGUGUUAUUAUUAUGAUAAGUACCAUUUAAUAUGCCACAUUAUUAUGCGUCUGA
This is a messenger RNA of Glycine soja, 1220 nucleotides long. RefSeq lists its product as uncharacterized. The record is from RefSeq and is a predicted model, not a curated record. The transcript is spliced from 6 exons. The coding region runs from base 256 to 1023 and encodes 255 amino acids. Lineage: Eukaryota; Viridiplantae; Streptophyta; Magnoliopsida; Fabales; Fabaceae.